Zasmidium cellare ATCC 36951 is the source of this 1611-nucleotide messenger RNA. RefSeq lists its product as uncharacterized. Bases 1 to 1611 code for a protein of 536 amino acids. The transcript is spliced from 3 exons. The record is from RefSeq and is a predicted model, not a curated record. Lineage: Eukaryota; Fungi; Ascomycota; Dothideomycetes; Mycosphaerellales; Mycosphaerellaceae.
AUGGACCUGGACUUAGCUCUGAUGAGGCCUUUCCUCGAUGGAGUGCCUGUGUUCGACGAUAUUGUUCCUGAGAGCAGCAGUAAUAGAGACAACGAAGGCAUAAUUGUUGAAAGGGAAGCACUGCAGACUGUGAUGAAGAGCCCGAUGCGAGCGGGCCAUGUUCAGGAGCGGAAUGUGGCUAACCAGGCGAGAGUGCGGCGUGGGCAGAAGGGGUUUGCGAAACUGGGUGGCAAGACAGUCGAAGAGGGUGUUGGUGGGAAGCAAGCCAGAUGCAAGGAUCGAAAGGCCAGGACGAAGAAGGUCACUUCAGCGAAGGGAACCCCGAGUCCUGCAUUGUCGGUCCUCAGCCCUGUGACCGGAGCACCACACACGAAUAGUUUCGAUCGCGGGAAGAAUCAAAGCGAGGUGGCGGAAUUGUCACAUUACAUGACGCAAACCCUCUUCACGCACCUCUUCGAAGGCCACAAAGAACGCCACGCCUGGUUCGCCGUCUUCCAAGUCUACCCGAUCCUCUUCCACGCCUUCACGCACGCCGCGGCGCUGCACAAGGACGUCCUCCGGAACCAGGUCGCCCUCUCCUGCACGCCGGAAUCUCUCUGGCACAAAGGCCACGCGAUGAUGCUACUCAAGGACGCCCUGGAUCAUCUCGACGUGGCGAAUAUCGAGGUCUUGCUGAUGGUCAUGGUGACGCUUGCGACGCACGAUCUUUCGACGGAGCGGUUGUCGAGUGGGGGGAAGAUGGGGUUUGUGCCGUAUGUGCCGGAUGCGUAUUGGAUGAGUGUUUAUGGGCGGUUGGAGACGAUUGAGCAGCAUCUGGGCGCGAUUGGGGGGUUGGUCGGGUUGGUGGGUGGGUUGGGCAAGAUUUCGUUGCCGGGGUUGGCGAAUUGUUUGGCGCUGACCGACAUGAUGGUCGCAGGCAUCGACUGCGUCCCUCCAUCCUUCCCCUGUUUCUGGACCCCGGAUGCAUCGAUUCUGGCUUCACACUCCAAACUGCGCUCCUCCAGCGACCAACGACCCGGCAAGGGCUUCUUCGCGGACGUCCCGGGAGGUCUUCCAUUGCACACGCUUUCCGUCCUUAUGCGUCUCGCCAACAUCAAUCGGUACAUGGCCAAAAACUGCGGCACGGACAUGACAGAUGAUGCCUAUCGACGAAUGAUGAGCACCCGCAACAGUAUUCACCAUGCUGUCCUAUCGUUACCGCUAUGGGACGAUCUUCCCGAGGCCGAGCGAAACCUAUCCAAGACCUGCCAGCAGCCUUUUUACGAGGCGACACGUCUGUCCGCCAUAAUUUAUUCGUGCGCGGUGAUCUACGGCCUGCCGCCCCAUCGCAACUGGCAUCUCAAACUCACGGGCGAGUUGCGGAAGAUCAUUGAGGGAUAUACAAAUUUCAUGGACGAAGCCCCUUAUUUACUUCUGUGGGUGCUGUGCGUGGGUGCUCUGGCGGCUCUACGAUCCCCCGAUCGGAUGUCCUUCGAGCAGAAAUUAGGCGAGGUCGUGGCGAAGCAUGAGGAACUCCGACCCUUCGACAAGGCCCUGGUUGUUCUCGAGGACUUCGUGUGGAGCCAGAGGGCUUGUAAGGAUGGCAUUGAAAGGCUGUGCAACUCGAUAUGA